Molecule: messenger RNA, 1584 nt
Organism: Plasmopara halstedii
Lineage: Eukaryota; Oomycota; Peronosporomycetes; Peronosporales; Peronosporaceae
Product: 31 kda chloroplastic-like
Exons: 1
Coding region: 1-1584 (527 amino acids)
Cellular component (GO): cytosol
Molecular function (GO): carbohydrate binding; mRNA binding
Source: RefSeq, a predicted model, not a curated record
AUGCAGACAUCGGCGGUGGAGCCUGUCAAGGAUGACGAGCACAAUGCAUUGCAACAGCAUUUACAACUUGAGGCAUUUCGUGGCAAGUAUCUCACAGCACAAGAAAUUCUUCUGGUGCAGCUUUUCCAGUCGGAAACCGAAGUUUCUUCAUCCAUUGCUGGAACAAAUAGCACAAACUCUGAUGUAAGUCUUCCAACUCCGUCCACCGCGUCUCCAGGUUCGCUAAAUAAAGUUCGAGGGGCUUCAUCGGCGCGCAUUACCUCCCUUGGAUCGAUGGGAAAAGCAGUAGCUGGAGGCGUCACGCCACCGUCCGUCGCGACGCCCAAGCCACAGGUUUCGACGGACAGAGCUCGAGUGCAGAGUUUUCUCGCUCAACGGUCUUCAGCAUCGGUAGGCAUUCCGAGUAGCAACAUAACCGGAAAUUCAGGGGCUACGGCGGCUAAACAACCCAUAUCAGUGGUUGAAAGGGCUAAACUCCUGAUGGCCAAAAGGACCGGCGGAACGAGAACAUCGUCAUCCGCCGCUGUAAAGAGAACAAAUCCCUUGACAGACAUUCUCAAAGGGGGUUCCGGUAGUGUGGUCGGGGGAGUGCAAAGUAUCAAAAAAUCGAAAAGUGUUAAGAGUAACAAGCCAGGGGAGAUCAAGAUUCAGGGGGGGCGUACUUCAAUUCAGUUACCGUUGGAAAGUUUCUUAAGAAAUGAAGACUGGGACUCGAGUACCGGAACUCCAUUAGAUCUGGUGCUUCCAGAAGUCGCGUUUGCCACUAAUAACACUCUCAUCAUUCAUGCAACACUACCUCCGCGUUCGUCAAGAUGCUGCUUCAAUAUUAGCACUCAGUCGAGUAUGCUCAGUGGUGCGCCGUAUCCUGGUACGGUGCUGUACCACUUCAACCCGCGUCGUCAUCGUGGAGGACAUAUCAUUCAAAAUAGCAAUAUUGAUAGUCGCUGGGGAUGCUCGCAACCGUUGCCGCGGUUCCCGAUUACAUUUGGUGAGCCAUUUACGCUCCGUCUGACAAUCGUGUCGACUGGCCUCUUGGUUUUCAUCGAAGAAAUUUUUCAAGACGAAUUUAAACAUCGUGUGCCAAUUCGUGAGGGCGAAAACCUUGUGCUGACAGUCCCUACCCGCGAUGAAAAUGGAAAUCCAGAGAGCGUUAUUGUGCAUAGCGUUUGGUGGGGCCACGCGGAAGUCCCGUCUAAUCUAGAUACUCGUCGACGAGGAAGCAAUGGCCACGCAGAAGCACCUUCCACUUUGGAUACUCGUAAACGUGAAAGCAGUGCAGGAUAUCGAGGUGGUGAUCGUACUAGCCACCGCAGUGGUAAUUCUGGUAGAGGUGGCGACCGCUUUCAUCCUGCGCCACAUCCGUACGAAGUGUAUGUGGGCAAUCUUCCCCAAGGCACUUCGCGAGAGGAACUUUCAUUUUUAUUUCAGUACCUCGGUUAUGAAUCGGUACGCAUCACCGCUCGUGGGUUUGGUUUUGUGACGCUGCGUAGCGCUGAGGACAUGCAUCGAGCGGUCGAAGGGCUGGAUGGGAAAGAAUUUAAUGGGAUGAAGCUGCGUGUGUCUUGUGCACUUCCUCCAAAGUGA